Molecule: messenger RNA, 2696 nt
Organism: Trichosurus vulpecula (common brushtail)
Lineage: Eukaryota; Metazoa; Chordata; Mammalia; Diprotodontia; Phalangeridae
Gene: SLC16A4
Product: solute carrier family 16 member 4
Exons: 8
Coding region: 715-2046 (443 amino acids)
Biological process (GO): monocarboxylic acid transport; transmembrane transport
Molecular function (GO): monocarboxylic acid transmembrane transporter activity
Source: RefSeq, a predicted model, not a curated record
GCAAGGUGUCAGAAGAGAGCAAGGUAAUCAAUAUUCUACUCCAUGUCAAAAAUUGUCCAUGUGGUACCCUUCUCAAAGACUCUCUGGGGGAACAGAUGAGGGAUACAAAGCUAGCAGGGCCACCUAUCCAGUAGCUGGGGAACUCCUGGAUCAGAAGGAAGAGAGCUUGUCAUUUGGCCUGCAAGAAGUGAAUAUACCAUUCACCGGAGGGUGAAAGGUUUUCUAAAGGCAUCGUCAGUCUUUACAGUCACUGUCAGCAACCAGACUGUCACAGAUGUGGAGCGAUGACGAUUUACUUCCUGUUGCACAGUUAUUUUUCUAGUCUAUUCUUUGUGGGGACGUGUCUAACACAUAGUGUUAAAGUCAAAGUGCAGGGAAAAAAAAGGGGCAAGGAAUGCUAACCCAACCUUAUGCAUAGUGAGACUGAAACCCUCAUGUGUACGCCAUCACAGCCAGUCUCCAGUUGGUGCAUAAAGAAGGUGAAUGUAGCCAUAGGACAUGAUGGGUUAAUGAGAUACGUUCCCUUCCCUACUCACUCUGAGCUCAGUGUUUAUCCAAGAAUUCAAAGAUAAAGCCGGAAUGAAGUCUGAGCAGUGUUCAGCAGCUGAUACAAUGCUGGAGGGCUUAUCCAUCCCUAAUUAGCUCAGCAGACACAAACCUCCCAAGAAGAAACAUGGAACUUUCACCAGAAAGGGAACCCUUUACCAGGUAAAUAUGCUCCUAAUGGGACUGACCAAAACCUUUGCAAUUUUCUUCGUGGUUUUUCAAGAAGAGUUUGGUGGCACUUCGGAGCAGAUUGGCUGGAUUGGAUCUUUACUGUCCUCGUUCCGCUUCAUUGCAGCUCCACUGGCUGCCACACUCUGUGAAAAGUUAGGAGAGAAGCCUGCAUCCAUUCUUGGUGCCCUUCUUAUCAGCACCGGAUACUUGAUCAGCAGCUUGGCCAAAGGCAUCUCCUUCCUCUGUAUAACUAUGGGGCUUCUACCAGGUCUGGGCUCAGCUUGCCUAUACCAAGCGGCUGCUGUGAUGACUGCUAAAUAUUUCAAAAAACGACUGGCUCUUUCAACUGCCCUUGCCCGUUCAGGGAUGGGGCUGACGUUUCUGCUGGCACCUCUCACAAAAAUCUUGAUAGAUGAAUAUGACUGGCGAGGUACCCUUCUAAUAUUUGGAGGGAUCUCAUUAAAUUUGGUGCCCUCUAGCAUGCUCUUACGACCCAUCAUCAUCAAAAGGGAAGAGCACGUGGCUACCAGACAUCCAGAUGCAGUAAAUCCACUGGAAGUUCCAGGCAGUGAAGAUGGACGGUGGCCUCCCCCCGGAAACCACUUAGUUAGCAAGGAUCAACAAACUGGUCAAGGGGCAGCAAUCUCAGGAUGCCAAGAUGAUGAUGAAAAGGUCUUUAGCAACAAGCCUCGAUUUUGCAAGCAGCUCAUUGACUUCUCUCUAUUUAAGAACCCUUUAUUUUACAUAUUCACCGGCUGUUUUCUAUUCAGCCAACUAGCGUAUUUCAUCCCUACUUUCCAUCUGGUAGCCAGAGCUAAAACUCUGGGGAUUGACACCAUGGAUGCCUCCUAUUUAAUUUCAAUGGCUGGCAUCACAGAGACAUUGGCGCAGCUACUGUCCGGAUGGGUGGCUGACCAAAAGUGGGUCCAGAACUAUCACUUCUACAAGUCUUACCUCCUCCUCUGUGGUGUCACUAACCUGCUCGGUCCUUUGGCCACCACGUUUCCUCUGCUCAUGACCUACUCCAUCUUCUUUGCUGUUUUCUGUGGCUGUUAUUUGGCACUGGUACUCCCUAUAAUGGUUGAUUUUGCUGGGAAUUCUUCACUAAACCAGUUUUUGGGAUUUGCUGCCUUUUUUGCUGGGCUGGCUGUUCUUUCUGGACCACCCAUAGCAGGUUGGCUAUAUGACAACACCCAGACAUAUACCUAUUCCUUUUACUUUUCUGGGACGUGCUAUUUGCUUUCAUCGGCUUCUAUGUUCUUUGUGCCCCUGGCCACAAAAUGGGCAAAGAGAGGAGCUGAGCAGGAGAGGAUGACUCCAACCAAGUAGCAGCAAAACAAAAGAUUCAAACUAAAGCCUACGAUUACUGCCUGGAAAAAAACAGAGAUCCCUGACUGGCAUUAAGAAAAAGUUAUCUUUAUUUAGCCAACAAAGCUAAAACUAGACUUUCAAUUAAAAUUACAAUUUAACUGCAGUAGUCUAAUUGAACCUGUGACAGUAUGGGCUACUAUUUUGCCACCACCAGACAGCUCUAAAAAUCAAUAGUCUUGUAGGUCAAAUAAAUGGUAAAUUAGAUCUAGACAGAAGUAGUCCAACAUAUGAUCCUGGAUUUUUCCAUAUUUAUUUAUACACUGACUUGCAAAAAGAUUUUAAUAUAUUUGUAAUUUGUUUCCAAAUCAUUUGAAGCAUCUUUUUUCUUCCUGCAAAGGACUACUAUUUUCCCAUAAAACUAAUGAAGAGAACCACUAUCCUAACUUGAAAUCAGUGUUUCUUUGGAACUAGAAUGGUGGUUUAAUUUCUUUGUGGCAGACAUUCUGGUGUGAUAUGCUUUCCCCCGGUUUUGUGUAGCUUAUUAACAUUCACCACACUGGGUCAAUUAAGUUUGCUGACCAAAUCUUUUUGCUGAUGGUUUUGUUUGCCUUCAAGGGAGAAAUAAAGCAGCUGGGGGAGGAUGGGGGACGGGGGAUGUGGGGGCGGGG